Messenger RNA from Daphnia magna, 1475 nucleotides. RefSeq lists its product as uncharacterized. The record is from RefSeq and is a predicted model, not a curated record. NCBI's taxonomy places the organism in Eukaryota, Metazoa, Arthropoda, Branchiopoda, Diplostraca, Daphniidae.
ACAUACGCCAUCAAAUGCCAGUAUUCUCGAGAACAUCAGUGAGAGAGGUUGUCUCUUUUUAAAAAAGAAGAUUGGUGAUUUUUCCUGAGGCUCUUUACAGUUGUGAUUAUGGUUACAAUCACGCAUCGCAACAAUCAGGGCACUUUUGAAUACAGGAAAGCUGAGAGUGAAAAGAAGGUGCCUAUACCAUCAGUCGGUAAUCAAAGUAACGUAAACUAGAGUUCAUUUUUCGUUUAAAAACAAACAAACUCGCAAGCGUGUUCAACUUGUAGCCUUACCUCAUCAAACGCAAUGCGAAUCCCUACUCGAGCUAUUCGAUUUUAUCUGCUUCCUCGUCUCGUUUUCCCUGUUCUAUUAUUGUGCCUCCUCUACAUCUUCAAGCUAGUGAUGGUGGAUUCGAUCUAUGGUGGAUUCUUAUCUAAAUCAAUCGCUGUGGGGCAACAACAGGUUUAUCCUACGCUUCUGCCAGCCGAAGCUGCAACGGAAGAACUUUCGCACAAGUACAAUUUAAUGGAAGAAACGUAUGGAAGAAAAUGGGCCAAAACACCAGACAAAGAUUUGUCUUCUAUUGAUUGCACAGUUGAGUACGCCAAUCAAAAUAAACUGCAGCAAGACCAUCCGUGUGUCGUACAGUUGAUUCAGAAGAAUUACCUGGUCCGACCAGCGCUACGAAGUGUUCCGUAUCAACUGGGAAAUCCCUUAUUACUCGAUCCGUCUGACGGCCAAGCUAAGGGCAUUCUAAGAAUUCUUCGCAAUCAAACGAAUGGAUUCUUCAUCGAAUGCGGAGCUUACGACGGAGAAACGCUUUCCAACACUUAUUACAUGGAACGGUCACUUGCCUGGACUGGGCUGUUGAUUGAAACCGAUCAAGUAUCUUUCAAAGCGCUCAAAGGACGUAACCGUAAAGCUUUUACGUCAUCCGUCUGCCUCAGUACGAAACCUUACCCCAUGGAGGUGGUCUUUAAUGCAACAGUCGGGUCAUUGGGUGCUAUCUUGGAACGGUACGAUGAACAGCCCAUUCCGGUAUCUACCUCAGAAAAACAUCAUCUAAGACAAGAAGAAGGGAGUAGCAAAAGCGACGUACCAUACCUAUACAAAGCUCAAUGCUUUCCACUCUAUUCUAUGCUAAUUGCUGUUGGUAGAACACAGGUGGACUAUUUCAGUCUCGACAUUGAGGGUUCUGAAUUGCAAGUCUUAAAGACUAUACCUUGGCACAAAGUCGAUAUCAAGACGUUGACCGUGGAAUGGAAUCACGUGCUUGAAGGUGAAACCGAAAUAACUCGGUUCAUGGAGAGCAAUAAAUUCAUCAGGUUUGGUCAGAUUUCAAUGGCCUUUUCCAAGGAAAUUGUCUUCGUUAAAGAUUUUUUGGCUGACUUGAGACAAUUUGAAGACUACUAGCAAAUCGACACGUUCCAGAAUCAAAUGCAAAUCACGAUCGCCAUUCUAUCGACGACGUAUCACACAGUAAUUAAAAU